CUGGGCCAUAAAGAUGAAAUCCCUAAAAUUAUGCUCAACUAAAUUUAAUAUAUCCACCACUCAUCCUUCUCCUCUCCUCAUUCUAUCGCACACAUCAAGCCUAAUUCUCGUCAUGCUUGCGUCAUCAUUGUUACAGGCGAGCUUCUGCCGGACUUUUACAUUUCUCUCCGACUGAAUUUUGUGUACCAAAAGAAUAAUGAGCUUCAGAGAAGUAAGAGGCAGACCUCGAAGGGAUUACCCUUCAAGAUCAGAAGAUAGAUCCUACCAUCGUCGAGAAAGUAAUCCGCCAUCAAGGCACCUCUGGGUUGGAAAUCUUCCUCAUAACUUAACUGAAAGUGAUGUAGCUCAUCUCUUUUUACACUUUGGAGAGCUUGAGAGCAUUGCAGUCCAACCAGGCCGGAGCUAUGCUUUUAUUAAUUAUAUAAGUAAAGAAGAUGCCUAUGAUGCAUUUAAAGAGCUUCAAGGUUUUGAUAUCGAAGGCAAUCCACUUAGGCUUGAGUAUGCCAAGGCGUUAUCCAAGUUAGGGCUACUGCACUGCAGAAGAUUCAAAAAUGCUCACAUGGAGACUCGAAUCAUUGCACAAUCAGUUCCAUCUCAUUCGUGCACAUCAGUUACUAUUUAAAGGUUUUCACUCUCCUCAGCUGGCAUUCCAAAAUGAGAAGGAACAAAAAGUAGACAAUUAUACUUAUGUAGUCUACUUGUUAAUGACUGAGAUUCUUAUCCUCACUUUGUUCCACUCAAUGCUUUCCAAUUAUUAGCAUGAGUUUUGCUCGCUCGCACAAUAUCUUACAUCAAGUGCAAUUACUCCAAGGUGCUGAACCAAUGCUUCCCUCUUUA
Salvia hispanica is the source of this 837-nucleotide messenger RNA. Lineage: Eukaryota; Viridiplantae; Streptophyta; Magnoliopsida; Lamiales; Lamiaceae. The record is from RefSeq and is a predicted model, not a curated record.